This is a messenger RNA of Mobula hypostoma (lesser devil ray), 2886 nucleotides long. RefSeq lists its product as uncharacterized. The coding region runs from base 1 to 2886 and encodes 961 amino acids. The record is from RefSeq and is a predicted model, not a curated record. Lineage: Eukaryota; Metazoa; Chordata; Chondrichthyes; Myliobatiformes; Myliobatidae. The transcript has 2 exons.
AUGUUCACUAAUCCAGGCAGCAUCCUGUUACUCUGUACCCCCUCCCCGGGGCCCGGUUAUACUGUAUCCCCGGGGCCCGGUUACACUGUACCCCCCGGGUCCGGUUACUCUGUACCCCCUCCCCGGGGCCCGGUUACACUGUACCCCCAGGUCCGGUUACUCUAUACCCCCUCCCCGGGGCCCGGUUAUACUGUAUCCCCGGGGCCCGGUUACACUGUAUCGCCGGGUCCGGUUACUCUGUACCCCCUCCCCGGGGCCCGGUUACACUGUAUCCCCGGGCCCGGUUACUCUGUACCCCCUCCCCGGGGCCCGGUUAUACUGUAUCCCUGGGUCCGGUUACUCUGUAGCCCCUCCCCGGGGCCCGGUUACACUGUACCCCGGGCCCGGUUAUACUGUACCCCCUCCCCCGGGGCCCGGUUAUACUGUAUCCCCCGGCCCGGUUACACUGUAUCCCCGGGCCCGGUUAUACUGUACCCCCUCCCCGGGGCCCGGUUACACUGUACCCCCAGGUCCGGUUACUCUAUACCCCCUCCCCGGGGCCCGGUUAUACUGUAUCCCCGGGGCCCGGUUACACUGUAUCGCCGGGUCCGGUUACUCUGUACCCCCUCCCCGGGGCCCGGUUACACUGUAUCCCCGGGCCCGGUUACUCUGUACCCCCUCCCCGGGACCCGGUUAUACUGUAUCCCUGGGUCCGGUUACUCUGUAGCCCCUCCCCGGGGCCCGGUUACACUGUACCCCGGGCCCGGUUAUACUGUACCCCCCCCCCCGGGGCCCGGUUAUACUGUAUCCCCCGGCCCGGUUACACUGUAUCCCUGGGCCCGGUUACUCUGUAUCCCCGGGCCCGGUUAUACUGUACCCCCUCCCCGGGGCCCGGUUACACUGUACCCCGGGUCCAGUUACUCUGUACCCCCAGGUCCGGUUACUCUGUACCCCCUCCCCCGGGUCCGGUUACUCUGUACCCCCUCCCCGGGCCCGGUUACACUGUACCCCCGGGGACGGUUACUCUGUACCCCCUCCCCGGGGCCCGGUUACACUGUAUCCCCGGGUCCGGUUACUCUGUAUUCCCGGGCCCGGUUAUACUGUACCCACUCCCCGGGGCCCGGUUACACUGUACCCCGGGUCCGAUUACUCUGUACCCCCGGGUCCGGUUACUCUGUACGCCCUCCCCGGGGCCCGGUUACACUGUACCCCCGGGUCCGGUUACACUGUAUCCCCGGGUCCGGUUACUCUGUACCCCCUCCCCGGGGCCUGGUUACACUGUAUCCCCGGGUCCGGUUACUCUGUACCCCCUCCCCGGGGCCCGGUUAUACUGUAUCCCCGGGGCCCGGUUACACUGUACCCCCCGGGUCCGGUUACUCUGUACCCCCUCCCCGGGGCCCGGUUACACUGUACCCCCAGGUCCGGUUACUCUAUACCCCCUCCCCGGGGCCCGGUUAUACUGUAUCCCCGGGGCCCGGUUACACUGUAUCCCCUCCCCGGGGCCCGGUUAUACUGUAUCCCUGGGUCCGGUUACUCUGUAGCCCCUCCCCGGGGCCCGGUUACACUGUACCCCGGGCCCGGUUAUACUGUACCCCCUCCCCCGGGGCCCGGUUAUACUGUAUCCCCCGGCCCGGUUACACUGUAUCCCCGGGCCCGGUUACUCUGUAUCCCCGGGCCCGGUUAUACUGUACCCCCUCCCCGGGGCCCGGUUACACUGUACCCCGGGUCCAGUUACUCUGUACCCCCGGGUCCGGUUACUCUGUACCCCCUCCCCGGGCCCGGUUAUACUGUACCCCCGGGCUCGGUUACUCUGUACCCCCUCCCCAGGCCUGGUUACACUGUAUCCCCAGGCCCGGUUACACUGUAUCCCCGGGCCCGGUUACUCUGUAUCCCCGGGCCCGGUUACUCUGUACCCCCUCCCCGGGGCCCGGUUACACUGUAUCCCCGGGCCCGGUUACUCUGUACCCCCUCCCCGGGGCCCGUUACACUGUACCCCCGGGUCCGGUUACUCUGUACCCCCUCCCCGGGCCCGGUUACUCUGUAUCCCCGGGCCCGGUUACUCUGUAUCCCCGGGUCCGGUUACUCUGUACCCCCUCCCCGGGCCCGGUUACACUGUACCCCCGGGCCUGGUUACUCUGUAUCCCCGGGCCCGGUUACUCUGUAUCCCCGGGGCCCGGUUACUCUGUACCCCCUCCCCGGGGCCCGGUUACACUGUAUCCCCGGGUCCGGUUACUCUGUAUUCCCGGGCCCGGUUAUACUGUACCCACUCCCCGGGGCCCGGUUACACUGUACCCCGGGUCCGAUUACUCUGUACCCCCGGGUCCGGUUACUCUGUACGCCCUCCCCGGGGCCCGGUUACACUGUACCCCCGGGUCCGGUUACUCUGUAUCCCCGGGUCCGGUUACUCUGUACCCCCUCCCCGGGCCCGGUUACACUGUACCCCCGGGCCUGGUUACUCUGUAUCCCCGGGCCCGGUUACUCUGUAUCCCCGGGGCCCGGUUACUCUGUACCCCCGGGCCCGGUUACUCUGUACCCCCGGGCCCGGUUACUCUGUAUCCCCGGGCCCGGUUACUCUGUACCCCCUCCCCGGGGCCCGGUUACUCUGUAUCCCCGGGCCCGGUUACUCUGUACCCCCUCCCCGGGGCCCGGUUAUACUGUAUCCCCGGGUCCGGUUACUCUGUACCCCCUCCCCGGGCCCGGUUACUCUGUAUCCCCGGGCCCGGUUACACUGUAUCCCCGGGUCCGGUUACUCUGUACCCCCUCCCCGGGCCCGGUUACACUGUACCCCCGGGCCUGGUUACUCUGUAUCCCCGGGCCCGGUUACUCUGUAUCCCCGGGGCCCGGUUACUCUGUACCCCCGGGCCCGGUUACUCUGUACCCCCGGGCCCGGUUACUCUGAUCCACUGA